AUGAUUUGGUUGCUUGUACUUUUACAUGUGUGUUUGCAUUUGUUACUCUUUCAUUUUGCAUCCUUUCAUUCCUUAUGUCAUCCUCAUGAUAGCUACGCCUUGCUUCAAUUCAAGACCUCCUUUACUGUGGAUUAUCAGGUCAGUAUAUGUAAUGGUCAUGCUAAUCCAAAGACAGCAACAUGGAAAAAUGAAACAGAUUGUUGCUCAUGGCUUGGGGUUACGUGCCAUCCCAUAUCUGGUCACGUGAUCGGACUCGAUCUCAGUUGUAGUGGGCUUUUCGGUGAAAUCCAUCCAAAUAGUACCCUUUUUCGCCUUUUUCAUCUCCAAGUACUGAAUCUCGCUUUCAAUGAUUUCUCUCAAUCUCCAUUGUCAUCUCACUUUGGAGAGUUUGCGAGUCUCACGCAUCUCAACUUGUCUAAUUGCGACAUUGAAGGUGAAAUUCCUAUACAAAUCUCACACCUUUCAAAAUUAUCGUCACUCGAUCUCUCUUCAAAUUUUCAUCAGUUAAAAUGGAAAGAAAUGAGUUGGAAGAGGCUGCUCCAAAACGCAACAGUUUUAAGGGAGCUUGUUUUGGAUGACACAGAUAUGUCUUCAACUUCACUCAAACCACUCAAUCUCUCUUCCUCUUUGGUUACUCUUAGUCUGGUUGAUACUCAGAUAAGGGGAAAGUUGACAAAUGACAUUCUCUGUUUACCAAAUCUUAAACAAUUGCAUUUGUCAAAUAAUGUCAACCUUAAAGGGAAGCUUCCAAAAUUGAGUUGUAGCAUUGCAUCAUCUUUGAGUAUUUUGGAUCUUAAAACCUGUCAUUUUGAAGGGUCAAUCCCUUCCUCUUUCUCUAACCUCAAUCAUCUUACUUCCUUGGAUCUCUCAUCAAACAACCUCACUGGCUCUAUACCAUCCUCACUCUUUACCCUACCACAACUAACUUUUUUGCAUCUCAACGGUAAUAAUCUCAGUGGUCAAAUCCCAAAUGUCUUUCAUUACUCAAACACAUUUCAAGAAAUAGAUUUGAGUGAGAACCAUAUAGGAGGAGACCUUCCAUCAUCACUUUCAAACCUUCAACAUCUCAUUCAUUUGGAUAUUUCAAAGAAUGAAUUUAGCGGUCAAAUCCCAGACAUGUUUGGUGGACUACUCAAUUUGGAAACCUUCAGUGUCAGUCAUAAUAAAUUAGAGGGCCCUCUGCCCACCAAAAUAACUGGCCUUUCUAACCUAACUACAUUAUAUUUAUUUAACAACUUGCUAAAUGAGACAAUUCCCUCUUGGUGUUUGUCUUUGCCAUCUUUGAUGGAUUUAGAUCUAUCAACUAAUCACUUCACAGGUCAUAUAAGUGAAAUCUCAUCAUAUUCCUUGGAGAGUCUAGAUUUGUCCAACAACAAGCUGCAUGGAAAUAUUCCACUAUCAGUUUUCAGCCUUGCAAACCUUUCAGACUUAGAUCUAUCAUCAAACAAUUUGAGUGGUUCUGUCCACUUUCCACUCUUCUCCAAGCUUCAACAUUUGACAUCUCUUUCCCUCUCACACAAUACUCAAUUAUCACUCAACUUCACAUCUGAUGCCAAUAAUACUUUUUCUCGCCUAAUAAUAAUGGACUUAUCUUCUACAAGAGUGACUGAAUUUCCUAAUUUAUUUGGAAAAUUCCCAAGUUUGGUUUAUCUCGAUAUGUCCAACAGUAGACUUACUGGAAAAAUGCCCAAUUGGUUACAUGAAAUGAGUUCAUUAAAUUACUUGGAUCUCAGCUUCAACUUAUUGGCCGGUGACAUCUCUUCCUCAAUUUGCAAUGCAAGUUCACUUCGCAUUCUCAACUUGUCCCACAACAACUUGACAGGAACCAUUCCACAAUGCCUUACAAACUUAUCAUUCCUCUCUGUUUUGGAUCUGCAAAUGAACAAACUUUAUGGCACUUUGCCAAAUACCUUUUCAGACAAUCUUGCAGUUCUGAAUCUCAAUGACAACCAAUUAGAAAGUCUUUUUCCACAAUCAUUGUCCAACUGCAUAGAACUGAAGGUUUUAAAUCUUGGCAACAAUCAAAUAGAGGAUACAUUUCCACAUUGGCUUCAAACUCUACCAAGUUUGGAAGUAUUGGUUUUGCGAGCCAAUAGGUUGCACGGCCCCAUUGCUAGUUUAAAGACCAAUCAUUCAUUUCCCAGUUUAAUUAUUUUUGAUAUCUCAUCCAAUAACUUCAGCGGUCCAAUACCAAAAGCCUACAUAAAAAAUUUGAAGGCCAUGAAGAUUGUGAUUCCAGAAGAAACGGGUAGCAGAGUGCAAUACAUGGAAAUUGAUUUAAUAGAUAAAAUAUACAUUGAUUCUGUGUCUAUAACAACAAAAGCAAUCAACAUGAAUCUCUUGAAAAUUCCAAUAAACUUUGUACAUAUUGAUUUAUCAAAGAACAAAUUUGAAGGAGAGAUUCCAAAUAUUAUUGGAGAGCUUUAUGCACUCAAGGGGCUCAACCUUUCCCAUAACAGACUCAAUGGUUCUAUUCCCCAGUCCCUGGGAAAUUUGACAAACUUGGAAUCAUUGGAUCUCUCCUCCAACAUGCUCAUUGGCAGAAUUCCUGAAGAAUUAAUCAAUUUGAAUUUUCUUGAGGUCUUGAAUCUUUCUCAAAACCAUCUUGUUGGAGAGAUACCUCAAGGAAAACAGUUCAAUACUUUUUCAAAUGAUUCCUAUGAAGGAAAUUUGGGUUUAUGCGGACUCCCAUUGUCAAAAAAAUGCAGAAACACCCAUGAACAACAAUCUCCACCUUUAUCAACCAUGCAGCAUGAACAGAAAUUUGGAUUUGGUUGGAAACCAGUGGCUAUAGGAUAUGGAUGUGGAAUGGUAUUUGGAAUGGGCAUAGGAUAUUGUGUGCUGUUAAUAGGAAAGCCUGAAUGGCUUGUGAGGAUGGUCGGAGGUCGGCCUAAUAAAAGGGUGAAAAGGAGGAAUUAG
Molecule: messenger RNA, 2919 nt
Organism: Abrus precatorius (Indian licorice)
Lineage: Eukaryota; Viridiplantae; Streptophyta; Magnoliopsida; Fabales; Fabaceae
Product: receptor-like protein 6
Exons: 3
Coding region: 1-2919 (972 amino acids)
Molecular function (GO): protein binding
Source: RefSeq, a predicted model, not a curated record